GAAGCGCCACAGCGCUGCUGGCCCCGGGUGGAGCCCGGCGCCCCUCCAGCCCUGCGCCCAGAGACGCCGCCGGGCUCCGGGCACCGGCACGGGCGCGCCGCGAGCCGGGGAUGUGAGCUGCGCCCGCGGGAUGGCAGCCUCAGGGGUGCUGGGAAGAUGUGACAUCCUUAUCGUCUACAGCCCAGAUGCCAAGGAAUGGUGCCAGUACCUCCAGGAACUUUUCCUGUCCAGUCGGCAGGUCCACAGCCAGAAGAUGUUAACUCACAGGCUGGGCCCUGACACCUGCUUUUCAGCCCAGGACCUGAGCCUGUUCCUCAGCGCCCGUUGCGUCAUGGUGCUGCUGUCUGCGGAGUUGGUGCAGCACUUCUACCAGCCGGCCUUGCUGCCCCUGCUGCAGAGAGCCUUCCACCCUCCGCACCGCGUGGUGAGGCUGCUCUGUGGGGUGCAGGACAGCGAGGUGUUCCUGGACUUCUUUCCAGACUGGGCCCACUGGCAGGAGCUUACCUGUGAUGAUGAGCCCGAGACUUAUGUGGCAGCUGUGAAGAAGGCCAUUUCUGAAGAUUCUGGCUGUGACUCAGUCACUGACACUGAGCCUGAGGACGAGAAGGUUGUUCCCUACUCAAAGCAGCAGAGCCUGCCGCCGGGGACUUCACCUGGGAACCUGAUGGUGGUGCAGCCGGACCGCAUUCGCUGUGGGGCAGAAACCACUGUCUACGUUAUAGUGAGAUGUAAGCUGGAUGAGAGGGUGACCACAGAAGCAGAAUUUUCUCCUAAAGAUUCUCCCUCCUUAAGGAUAGAAGCCAAGCUGGAGAAUGAAUACACCGUUUCCGUGAAGGCCCCCCACCUUUCAUCAGGGAAUGUUUCCCUGAAGAUAUAUUCUGGGGACUUGGUGGUUUGUGAAACCUUCAUCAGCUAUUAUACUGACAUGGAAGAAAUUGGGAACUUACUGUCCAGUGCUGCGAAUCCUGUGGAAUUCAUGUGUCAGGCCUUUAAAAUUGUGCCCUACAACACAGAGACCCUUGACAAACUGCUCACCGAGUCCCUGAAGAACAACAUCCCUGCCAGUGGGCUGCAUCUCUUUGGAAUCAACCAGCUGGAAGAAGAAGAUAUAACGACAAAUCAGAGGGAUGAGGAGCUGCCCACCCUGUUGCAUUUCGCUGCGAAGUACGGACUAAAGAACCUCACUGCCUUGUUACUCACCUGCCCGGGAGCUCUCCAGGCGUACAGUGUGGCCAACAAGCACGGCCACUACCCCAACACCAUCGCCGAGAAGCAUGGCUUCAGGGACCUACGGCAGUUCAUCGACGAGUAUGUGGAAACUGUGGACAUGCUCAAGAGUCACAUUAAAGAGGAACUGAUGCAAGGGGAGGAGUCUGAUGCCGUGUACGAAUCCAUGGCCCACCUUUCCACAGACCUGCUCAUGAAGUGCUCCCUCAACCCUGGCUGUGAUGAGGACCUGUAUGAGUCCAUGGCUGCCUUUGCCCCAGCUGCCACUGAAGACCUCUACGUUGAGAUGCUUCAGGCCAGUACAUCUAGUCCCAUCCCUGGUGGUAGUUUCUGUCGGACCACUAAGGACUCUAUGAUCCGCAAAUUUUUAGAAGGCAACAAUGGGGCCAAUUUGGAGAGACAGCUGCACCAUCCUGGGCAGGAAGAAGAUGUUUAUCACAUGGUAGAUGAUGGUGAGGCCUUUUCCAUGGACCUAGCCAGCAGGCCCCCUGUCCCAGUGCCCAGGCCAGAGGCUGGUGCUUCUGGGGCUCACCAGCUGCCAGAUAAUGAACCAUACAUUUCUAAAGUUUUUGCAGAAAAAAGUCAAGAGCGGCCUGGGAAUUUCUAUGUUUCCUCAGAGAGCAUCAGGAAAGAGCCACCUGUCAGACCGUGCAGGGACAGGCCCCAGUCCAGUAUAUAUGACCCCUUUGCUGGGAUGAAAACACCAGGCCAGCGGCAGCUUAUUACCCUCCAGGAGCAGGUGAAGCUGGGCAUUGUGAACGUGGACGAGGCUGUGCUCCACUUCAAAGAGUGGCAGCUCAACCAGAAGAAACGCUCUGAGUCCUUCCGCUUCCAGCAGGAAAAUCUUAAACGGCUCAGAGAUAGCAUCACCCGAAGACAGAAAGAGAAGCAAAAGUCAGGAAAGCAGACAGACUUGGAGAUCACAGUCCCAAUCCGGCACUCACAGCACCUACCUGGGAAAGUGGAAUUUGGAGUCUAUGAGAGCGGCCCCAGGAAAAGUGUCUUUCCCCUCAGGACGGAGCUAAGAAGGGGAGAAUGGAAAACAGACAGUACCUCCAGCACAGCAAGCAGCACAAGUAACCGAUCCAGCACGAGGAGCCUCCUCAGCGUGAGCAGCGGGAUGGAGGGAGACAACGAGGAUAAUGAAGUUCCUGAGGUUACUAGAAGUCGUAGUCCAGGCCCCAUACAAGUGGAUGGGAUACCCCCUGCGCCUCUGGAGAGGCCCCCCCGGGUGCCUCCCCGAGCUGCCUCACACAGGCCUCCAACUAGGGAGAUCUUCCAUCCUCCUCCACCUGUCCCACCUAGAGGUCGCUGAUUCCACCUCCUCAAAGUGCCUACUCCAGAACUUUAAGACUCACAGUUUUCAGCCUGUCAAUGAGUGUUAUGGCAUGACUCCUGACCUUAGGAUCCAUUCUCAUUAUUGAUAUUGUUGCAGCCCUGCUGGUUUGGGCUUUCCUUAAAGAAGACUUUAUUAAGGAAUGGAGAAGUGAAAAAUUAAGGGCUUUAUUCACCACCCCCAAGUAUACUGGUCCAUAUACUCGUUUAAUGGAUGAAGACUUAAUCGGAGUACUUACCUCUAAUUUGCCAAGUCGGAAGCCUCAAAUGAUUGGUCAUAAAUGUACUUUACAAGUGAUUUUUCUGAAGUGAACUUAUAUUAGUCCAACCUAAUUUUUAGAAGUGGUUAAAAGAUUCCUAGUAUUCAACUAAGAAGAUAAGUAACCUAAUUCUUUGUUUUUUGGGUUUUUUUUUGAGACAGAGUCUCAUUUUGUCACACUUGGUAGAGUGCCAUGGUGUCAUAGCUCACUGCAAUCUCAAACUCUUGGGCUCAAGUGAUUCUCUUGCCUCAGCCUCCUAAGUAUCUGGGACUACAGGUGCCCACCACAAUGCCCAGCUAUUUUGAGAGGUGGGGGUCUCACUCGUGCUCCAGCUGGUCUUGAACCCAUGAGCUCAGGCAAUCCACCUGCCUUGGCCUCCCAGAGUGCUAGGAUUACAGGCGUGAGCCACUAUGGCUAGCCUAGUGACUUAAUUCUAAAUAAUUCUUCUACUUUUAUGUAUAUUCAGGAGGGUGUUUAAGUGCUAGGGCUAGUUAUAAGCAACAAGCUGACAAAGACUUUAGAGAGGGAUUAGUACUAAUUCUUAUAUAGCAGGCAAAUCUGAGGUUUGACAGAAAUCUGGAACCAAGAGGGUGCAGUUGAUUAGAUGAAGAGGUAGGUCUAGAUCCGGGCCACCUGAUUCUAGGUCAUCAUACUUUUCAUUUUCAAACAGCCAGUCCCUCUCUCCCUCAAGAAAUGCUCAGACGUAUAAAUUCAUCAGUGACUGACUAUUGGUCCUCCAGAAAUUUCCUUUUUCCCUAUCUGCUAGGCAGGAGACUACCAAGUAUUUUUUUUUCAGUUUGGGCAUUUAUAUUUCAGUGUGGUUUCAAAACAGUUAUGUUGCCAGAGAACAUCUAAAAAUGCCUGGGACCCAAAAGCUUGAGGUGCCACAGACCCCAUUUAUUGCUCUAUAUCAUUUAUAGGUCUUUGUUCUGGUCAUAAAGAGAGAAGGGAGGAUUCUUAAGUUUUUCUUUGCUGAAAGAGCUGAAGAGGAAGAAAGAACUUUUAUUUUAUUAAAAUAAAAAUACAGUCUGCCCUCCACAUCCGUGGGUUCCAUAUCUGUGGCUUCCACCAAUCUCAGAUUGAAAAUAUUUUGGAAAAAAAAUUACACAAAGUUUCAAAAAGCAAAACUCGAAUUUGCUGCACACCAAGUAUUAUGUUAAAUGCAUGUAAAUGAAGUGAUAUGUAGGCAUUGCGUUAGGUAUUAUAGAGAAUCUACAGAUAAUUUAAUGUAUAUAGGAGAAUGUGCAUGGGUUAUAUGCAAAAACUAUGCCAUUUUAUGUAAGGGAUGUGAGCAUCUCUGGAUUUUGGAAUUUAGGGCCCUGGAACCAAUCCUCACAGAUACCAAGGUAGAACUGUAGUUAUCUCUUCCCUUUCAUACUUAUUAUUCCCACCAGGCUUGGUAAAUCCAUUUGUGCAGAGGAUGUAGAGGCUUAAAUAUGUCAUGAAUUUUGAGUCUCUGGCACAUAAAUCUACCUUCAAAGCAUGGGUCCUUACUGAUGCCUAAACCUAUAGUAAAAUUAGUAUCAGAACUAUUUCUUUAAAAAGUAUCAGAAAUCGGGUGGCGCCUGUGGCUCAGUGAGUAGGGCGCCGGCCCUAUAUGCCAAGGGUGGGGGUUCGGACCCAGCCCCGGCCAAACUGCAACAGAAAAAUAGCCGGGCGUUGUGGCGGGUGCCUGUAGUCCCAGCUGCUCGGGAGGCUGAGGCAGGAGAAUUGCGUAAGCCCAAGAGUUAGAGGUUGCUGUGAGCUGUGUGAGGCCACGGCACUCUACCGAGGGCGGUACAGUGAGACUCUGUCUCUACAAAAAAAAAUAAAAAAACAGUAUCAGAAAUCUUUUGUUUCUUGUGGAAUUGUCCUCUAUCCCACACAGAAACAUGUAUAUAAAACCCACAUUUCUAAUGAUGCAUGUUAAGUUUUAUAGGGUCCUUUUUGAACAGUUAAAGGUUCUUUCUCAAUCUCAAUCCUUAGUUCAGCAAACAAAAACUGGUAUUGACGUUAACAGUGUCUGGAAUCUUGGGACGAUUUUUGGUUCAUUUGGUUUUUGACAGAAAAUACACUAUUUGCCUUGUGUGUUGUGAGAGUAUUUGUACAAAUUACCUUGUACAGGGCCUAGCACAUAGUAACUAUUCUGCAAGUGUUUCUUCAGGCAUCCAUUUACUCUCCGUGCCCCUUAUUUGGGAGAAAUAGGGGAAUGUGAGAUAAGGAGAACAAGAAAUUGCAAUGUGGUAUGAUUGUCCUUUCUGUUAUUUAUAGGUAAUCUCUAGUCCCUACCUUAAGCAAACUUGAUUUUGAUAAAAGCAACAAUUUUUUUUAACAUUCAGUAUUUCUAAGCUCUCUUUUGAUGCCAAAUUUAGAAUUUUGUACAUUCUCUGGUGAAUAAUCAUUUAGAUCAAUAAUAUAGCAAUACCAGGUAAUGGUGUUAGCCAUCUUUGUAUAUACAUCACUGUUUGUGUAAUAUUUUACUAUUUUAUUGCAUUGUAUUCUUAUAUGAAAAUAAGUAGAAAACAUAAAGUUGAAAGUGCUGUAGAGAAGCCUGGGUCUCAUGAAUGUGACACUCUUGAAACAUGGGUGGGACGAUGACCAGUGCCAAGUCCAAAGAGGCAGGUCUUUAACCCUCACUGGUGGUUCAUUGAACAUCCAGCCUGGUUGGUUAUACUAUACUAUGUAUGUGAAAAUAGAAAAGGUAAGAAUUUGAGUAAAACCCUGGGGCUGCGUUGUCGAAGAAGGCCUCUAAUGGUAAGGUGAAAUUUUUCAUUCUCUAGAAACAGAACUACUCAUUUAUAACACAAAUUUAUUCAAUUUCCACAUAUUCAGUGCGUUUGUACACGUUUUCAGGAAAAAAUUAUGUUAUCAAACCAUGGAUUUUCAAUACAGUGAGGAUUGGAACAUAAACUAUAAGCUAGUGUCCAAAGAAACUAUUAAAAGGUUUCCUACCUGGUGCUUGGGAAACAGCUCUACUGCUCCAUAGAAAGUGAGGCUCUUGUUAAUUUCAUUGCCCUUGCCUUUGUCCCUGAGGUAAAUUGGCUUCUAAUUCCUAGGUCAGCACUCUUCCUUCAUCUUAUAUUAAAACCUGAGAGCAGAUAUUCUAACUAUAUGUAACAGAGUAUGAAGACUAAGAGACCAUGAACGAAAGGUUGUUGUUGACAUCAAAGAAUUUAACUUGACAUAUUUAAUGAUGUGAGUAAUCCCUAAUGUUUUGCCAUAAUUGUGCAAAGUGGCAGUAUGUAGGUAACUUCUAUGAAUGUUUUUACAAGUCAAGCAAAGUUACAUUCUCUCCUUUUUUGUUUUGUUAUUAAAAGAGAGAGGUCCUAGGCACUCCUAUAUCAUCUCAAUAACUGGAAUUUUUAGAUCCUUUCCCCAUAUGCCCAGGAAUUAAGUUGGUUUUCUAUGCUCUUCCUUCAAAGAAUAGUGUGUGGUUUUGCAGCUGGUUGGUGGAGGAAGCAUUAAUAACAGAUUUAUUUCUGAAAAAGGCAAGUGGCUAAUUUAGAUAAUACUAAGAGAUUCAUUCUAAAUAUCAAUCCUCAAUUUUUAGGAAUCUACCUAUAUAAAUAUUUGCUUUGAUUUGAUAAAUAAAUUAUGUUGUGUUCAUUUCCAAAAACAAAAUUAUAGUUAUGAAGAUCAUAAAAUGAUCUUUUUUUUUUUUUUAUUGUUGGGGAUUCAUUGAGGGUAUAAUAAGCCAGUUACACUGAUUACAAUUAUUAGGUAAAGUCCCUCUUGCAAUCGUGUCUUGCCCCCAUAAAGUGUGACACACACUAAGGCCCCACCCCCCUCCCUCCAUCCCUCUUUCUGCUUCCCCCCCCAUAACCUUAAUUGUCAUUAAUUGUCCUCAUAUCAAGAUUGAGUACAUAGGAUUCAUGCUUCUCCAUUCUUGUGAUGCUUUACUAAGAAUAAUGUCUUCCACUUCCAUCCAGGUUAAUACGAAGGAUGUAAAGUCUCCAUUUUUUUUUAAUGGCUGCAUAGUAUUCCAUGGUAUACAUAUACCACAGCUUGUUAAUCCAUUCCUGGGUUGGUGGGCAUUUAGGCUCUUUCCACAUUUUGGCGAUUGUAAAUUGAGCUGCAAUAAACAGUCUAGUACAAGUGUCCUUAUGAUAAAAGGAUUUUUUUCCUUCUGGGUAGAUGCCCAGUAAUGGGAUUGCAGGAUCGAAUGGGAGGUCUAGGUUGAGUGCUUUGAGGUUUCUCCAUACUUCCUUCCAGAAGGGUUGUACUAGUUUGCAGUCCCACCAGCAGUGUAAAAGUGUUCCCUCCUCUCCACAUCCACGCCAGCAUCUGCAGUUUUGAGAUUUUGUGAUGUGGGCCAUUCUCACUCAUAAAAUGAUCUUUAUCAUUCAUCCCCUGCUGUCACGAUUCUAUGUUCACCAGGGUGGUGAGAGGAUAAGUAUGUAGUUGUAAGAUGUAUUCUGAAUUUGAAGGCACAACUUGCAAUUCAUUUUGUCAUAGAAACAAAAUAAAUUCCUAGGCUAGCCUGCCAAAGCCCAUUUAACCCAUGAUAUAGGAGACAGUGGCUUAGCUAUCUACACAGCAGUGUAGGGAACACAUAGUGUAGGGAAGAGAACAUUCACUGGUUUGGAAGUCAGGGAACCUAGUUUUUAUUUUUGGUGUGCUACUAUCUUGUUAAGUUCAUAUAACUUGACUACACCGGUCUGUGUUUCAUUAUCCAUGAAGUGGAGAGUCCUGUGUUUGGUAACACUCCAGGUCCUUUGAACUCUGUAAGUCUUAGGCAAAGAGUGUGGAAUCCUUUGUUCUGAAGAAGCAGGGAGACGGUCUUACUGGAGUCACUACCUAAUUGGCAGGGGUAUUUUUAUUAUGUGGCAGCUGCUGUUCCUUGUAGUCUUAUUGUUAUGACACAUCAGAUAAAAAACAAAGUGAGAGAAUGAAAUAGGACCUACACAAAUUAAUGGCCUUAGUUGUUUCUCCAUCCAAGAACCAAAUGUUUUAAGUGAUGGCUUCCUAAACAAAGAACUCGGAGUAAUCAUUAAGUUCUUCCAUGUAUAGAACAUUUUAGGUAGGACAGGAAAGGUGGGGGUGGAAAGUGUCAGAUAGCAAUAAAAGGACUGUCCUCUCACUCCUCUGCAGUAAAUAACUGGCAAGACCAACAAAACAAAGUAGGAAGAAGAAACAGAAUUAAAAAAAAAAAAAAAGGUAGCUGGUGAUAGAAAUCAGAUGUUGUAAAUCCAUACCCCAAGAGGUAAAAGGGAUGAUCAUGUUUAUCCAAAUGCAAAUAAAAGAUUGAAGUUGUGAUUUUUCUGGUUUA
Molecule: messenger RNA, 8070 nt
Organism: Nycticebus coucang (slow loris)
Lineage: Eukaryota; Metazoa; Chordata; Mammalia; Primates; Lorisidae
Gene: PIK3AP1
Product: phosphoinositide-3-kinase adaptor protein 1
Exons: 17
Coding region: 131-2542 (803 amino acids)
Biological process (GO): signal transduction
Cellular component (GO): cytosol
Molecular function (GO): signaling receptor binding; phosphatidylinositol 3-kinase regulatory subunit binding
Source: RefSeq, a predicted model, not a curated record